Molecule: messenger RNA, 4210 nt
Organism: Rosa rugosa (rugosa rose)
Lineage: Eukaryota; Viridiplantae; Streptophyta; Magnoliopsida; Rosales; Rosaceae
Product: systemin receptor SR160
Exons: 1
Coding region: 401-3964 (1187 amino acids)
Biological process (GO): protein phosphorylation; hormone-mediated signaling pathway
Cellular component (GO): plasma membrane
Molecular function (GO): protein kinase activity; ATP binding; protein binding
Source: RefSeq, a predicted model, not a curated record
GAAACAAAGAAACAAUUUUCAGAGAGAAAAACACGAUUAAUAAAAAGGAAAGCAGAGAGAGAAAGUUUGUAAUUGCAGACAGACAAACAGCCAGAGAAGACUGAGAUAGAGAGAGAGAGAGAGUCUCACAUACUCACAUGGCAUGUGAGCAAACCUGGCUCUGUCCACUCCUUCCCACUUUGAUAAAUACCCUUCUUACCUUCCUUACUCAAACUUUUGACUCCCUUCUCUAUCCUCUUUUUUCUUCCUCUCUCUACUCUACUACAAACCCAGCUGAGGGAUAGCUUCUUCUUCUUCUUCUUCUUCUUCUAAGAGCUUCUUCUCUAAUGGCAGACCUCAGCACCUAAAACCAAAACCCAUCUCUUCUUUAGCACCACCUCUACAGUGAAAACAAAUAAAAAUGAAACCCCACAAACCCAUUUCACACCACCACUUCUUUCUUCUUCUUCUUCUUCUCUUCUUGCUCUCUGCAACUCCCUCUUCUUCUUCUUCUUCAUCAGCUUACAAAGACGCCCAGCAACUCCUGAGCUUCAAAAACUCUCUUCCGAAACCUACCCUUCUCUCCAAUUGGCUCCCUGACCAAAACCCAUGUCUGUUUUCCGGCGUUUUCUGCAAACAAACCCGGGUUUCCUCCAUAGACCUGAGCUCCGUCCCCUUGUCCACAAACCUCACAAUUAUCUCCACUUUCUUGAUGACCAUUGAUUCUCUACAAUCACUCACUCUGAAAUCUACCAGCCUCACCGGCCCCAUUUCUUUUCCGGCUAAAUCCAAGUGCAGCCCUCUCCUCACUUACAUAGAUCUAGCUCAGAACAGCUUGUCCGGCCCAAUUUCCGGUAUUCCCAACUUGGCUUCCUGCUCGAGCUUGAACUCUCUUAACCUCUCCACCAACCUCCUCGAGUUCAAUGCCAAGGACUCGGCCACGUUCGGACUCUCCCUCCAGGUCCUCGACCUCUCCUUCAACAAGAUUGCCGGCCCCGCCGUGCCGUGGAUCGUAUCCGACGGCUGCAGCGAGCUUGUAAAACUAGUUCUCAAGGGGAACAAGAUCACCGGCGACAUGAGUGUCUCUGGGUGCAAGAAGCUCGAGACUCUCGACUUCUCCUCCAACAAUUUCACCGUGGAGAUUCCGUCUUUCGGGGACUGUUUGGUUCUGGACCAUCUCGACAUCUCCGGCAACAAAUUCUCCGGCGACGUCGCGCAUGCUCUCUCUUCCUGCAAGCAGCUGACGUUUCUGAACCUCUCCAGAAACCAUUUCUCCGGUCCUAUUCCGGCCAUUCCCACCCAGAAUCUUCAGUUUCUUUCCCUCUCCGGCAACGAGUUCAAAGGUGCAAUUCCACCCAGCUUGCUCAGUUCGUGUGAGUCGCUAGUGGAGCUGGAUCUUUCCAUGAAUAAUCUCACGGGCACCGUUCCCGAUGCAUUGAGCUCUUGCGCUUCCUUGGAGUCUCUCGACAUAUCCAACAACUUCUUCACCGGUGAGUUGCCCAUCGAAACUCUGUUGAAGCUCAGCAACCUAAAGAGUGUGUCUCUUUCUCUCAACGGUUUCUUUGGUACGCUGCCUCGCUCUCUCUCCGAACUUUCAUAUCUGGACAGCUUGGAUCUGAGCUCGAACAAUUUCACUGGCUCCAUUCCGAGUUGGCUUUGCGAAGAUCCCAGGAACAGCUGGAAGGAGCUGUACCUCCAGAACAAUAAGUUCGGUGGUACUAUUCCUCCAGCUCUCAGCAACUGUACUCAGCUCGUUGCUCUUGAUUUGAGCUUCAAUUACCUCACUGGUACCAUCCCUGCCAGCUUGGGGUCUUUGUCUAAGCUUCGCGAUUUGAUCAUUUGGUUGAAUCAGCUUAGCGGGGAAAUUCCCCAGGAGCUCAUGAAUCUUGGGUUGCUGGAGAAUCUUAUCCUGGACUUCAAUGAGCUGACCGGGACGAUUCCUGUGGGGCUGAGUAACUGCACCAAUUUGAGCUGGAUUUCGUUGGCGAAUAACAAGUUGAGUGGUGAGAUUCCGGCGUGGAUUGGCAAGCUUCCGAAGCUGGCGAUACUGAAGCUGAGUAACAACUCAUUCUAUGGGAACAUUCCCCCGGAGCUGGGGGACUGUAAGAGCUUGAUAUGGUUGGAUCUCAAUACUAACUUGUUGAAUGGUACAAUCCCUCCUGGGCUUUUCAAGCAGUCUGGCAACAUUGCGGUGAAUUUUGUUGCUUCCAAGACGUAUGUGUAUAUCAAGAAUGAUGGAAGCAAGGAGUGCCAUGGAGCAGGGAAUUUGCUGGAGUUUGCGGGGAUAAGACAAGAGCAAUUGACCAGGAUUUCGACGAGGAACCCCUGCAACUUCACUAGAGUGUAUAGAGGUAUUCUCCAACCAACAUUUAAUGACAAUGGGACGAUGAUUUUUCUUGAUAUCUCACACAAUAGGUUAUCGGGUAGCAUUCCGAAAGAGAUUGGGAGUAUGUACUAUCUCUAUAUUCUGAAUCUGGGCCAUAACAAUAUAUCUGGAGCAAUCCCACUAGAGCUUGGGAAAUUGAAGGACCUCAACAUUCUUGAUCUCUCUAGCAACAGCCUUGAUGGAAGUAUUCCUCAGUCUUUGGUUAGCCUUUCCAUGCUGAUGGAGAUCGAUUUGUCAAACAAUCAUCUGUCUGGAAUGAUUCCAGAUUCAGGCCAGUUUGAGACAUUCCCUGCUUACAGAUUUAUGAACAAUUCAGGCCUUUGUGGCUACCCUUUGAAUUCCUGUGGAGAUGCUUCUGGGGCAAAUGGAAAUGGGCACCAGAAAUCUCAUCGACAAGCGUCCCUGGCAGGCAGUGUGGCAAUGGGGCUACUGUUUUCCCUUUUCUGCAUCUUUGGUUUGCUUAUUGUUGCAAUUGAAACCAAGAAAAGGCGAAAAAAGAAGGAUUCAGGUCUGGACGUUUAUGUGGACAGUCGUUCCCACUCCGGUACUGCCUGGAAGCUAACGGGUGCCCGAGAAGCAUUAAGCAUCAACCUCUCCACAUUUGAGAAGCCACUUCAAAAGCUCACUUUUGCAGAUCUUCUUGAGGCUACCAAUGGUUUCCACAAUGACAGUCUUAUAGGCUCUGGUGGUUUUGGUGAUGUAUACAAGGCCCAAUUGAAGGAUGGCAGCAUUGUUGCCAUCAAGAAGUUGAUACAUAUCAGCGGGCAAGGUGAUCGUGAAUUCACUGCUGAAAUGGAAACUAUCGGGAAGAUCAAGCACCGAAACCUUGUUCCCCUCCUUGGAUACUGCAAAGUAGGAGAAGAACGGCUUUUAGUUUACGAGUACAUGAAGUAUGGAAGCUUAGAUGAUGUUUUACAUGACCAGAAGAAAGGUAUCAAGCUGAGUUGGUCUGCAAGGAGGAAGAUUGCGAUUGGAUCUGCGAGAGGACUGGCCUUUCUUCACCACAAUUGCAUUCCUCACAUCAUUCAUAGGGACAUGAAAUCGAGCAACGUCCUGCUCGAUGAGAAUCUAGAAGCCAGAGUCUCCGAUUUUGGAAUGGCAAGGCUUAUGAGUGCAAUGGACACUCAUUUGAGUGUGAGCACCCUGGCAGGCACACCUGGUUAUGUUCCUCCAGAAUACUACCAGAGUUUCAGAUGUUCUACAAAAGGCGAUGUUUAUAGUUAUGGUGUAGUAUUGCUCGAGCUGCUAACAGGAAGACGUCCUACAGAUUCAGCUGAUUUUGGUGACAAUAAUCUUGUUGGUUGGGUGAAGCAACAUGCUAAAUUAAAAAUAAGUGAUGUUUUUGAUCCAGAGCUCAUGAAAGAGGACCCAACCCUUGAGAUUGAGCUGUUACAGCACUUAAAGGUGGCUUGCGCUUGUUUGGAUGAUAGGCCAUGGCGCCGCCCUACGAUGAUUCAAGUCAUGGCGCAGUUCAAGGAAAUCCAAGCAGGACCCGGGAUGGACUCCCAAUCAACCAUAGCCACCGACGAUGGAGGUUUUGGUGCAGUUGAAAUGGUUGAGAUGAGCAUAAAAGAAGACCCUGAACCGGGCAAGCAGUAGCUUCAAAGCUUGAACCAAUUUUCAAGUGAAUUCGUUGGAAGAAAGAAGAAACAAGAAGGUGGGGAUGAUGAUGAUGCUAUAAGCUUCCCCAAAAAUUUUCCCUCUUCUUUCCAACUUCAAAUGCUGUGGAGCUGCCACUGUAUCUGUACCAUUUAAUGUAUGUAAUCAUUUCAUUUUAUACAUAGAAGGUUGUUUAACUUGGUAUAAAUGUGUAUAUAAACAGCUUCAGUUGCUUUAUGCUUUAAA